CGUCGUGUUAGCUCUAAUAGUGCUUCACUUGGUUGAUUCAGAGUUUAGGCCUGGAAACGCCCUCUUUUCUUGAAGACUUUAACCUGCCUUUCCCCUCACUCUCCGCAAAAUCCACUAGCACAAAAGGAAAGCAAAACGCUUUCAUCACUCUUAGCAUUCAGAUAUCGCCAAAAUAAGCAAUGAUAAUUCGAGUCCCUCUCCCUCAGCUAUCUGUUUCAAGGUACGUUUCACGAUUCUCGUUUCUUCCCUUUAAAUUCUUCUGCUCUGAUCCCAACCCUCCCCUAAACAACGACGUCGAUACCGUCUAUCGCGUAAUAACUUCCUCCACCUCUUCAAAACACUUGACCCAAUCCUUAAAAUCAACUGGGGUUUUUCUCUCUAAUGAUUUGAUCGAUAAAGUGCUAAAAAGGGUCAGGUUUAGCCAUGGGAAUCCUUUGCAAGCUUUUGAGUUCUUUAACUAUACUGGAAAAAGAAAAGGGUUUUAUCACACCGCAUUUUCUUUGGAUACUAUGCUUUAUGUUCUGGGUAGGAGCCGCAGAUUUGAUAAAAUUUGGGAGGUUUUAAUUGAUAUUAAGAGAAAAGAUCCGUCUUUGAUAAGCCCUAGAACUAUGCAAGUCGUUUUAGCUAGAAUUGCAAAGGUUUGUUCUGUUAGAGAGACGGUAGAGAAUUUCUGGAAGUUUAAGAAGCUUGUUUCUGAAUUCGAUAUAUCUUGUUUUAAUGCAUUAUUAAGGACGUUGUGCCAAGAGAAAAGUAUGAAGGACGCUAGGAAUGUUUAUCAUAGUUUAAAGCAUGAUUUUAGGCCAAAUUUGCAGACUUUUAAUAUACUUUUGUCUGGUUGGAAGUCCUCAGAGGAAGCCGAGGGUUUCUUCGAGGAAAUGAAGGAAUUGGGUGUUAAACCAGAUGUUGUUUCAUAUAAUUGUUUGGUUGAUGUGUAUUGCAAGGGUAGAGAAAUGGAUAAAGCAUACAGGGUGGUUGAGAAGAUGAGAGAUGAGGAACUUUGGCCUGAUGUGAUCACAUAUACGAGCAUUAUUGGGGGCUUAGGACUGGUUGGUCAGCCCGACAAAGCUAGAGACGUUUUGAAGGAAAUGAAGGAGCACGGAUGUUACCCAGAUGUUGCAACCUAUAAUGCUGCGAUUAGAAAUUAUACCAUUGCGAAGAGGCUGGGUGAUGCUUAUAGUUUGAUGGAUGAAAUGGAUAGCAAGGGUUUGAGUCCCAAUGCAAGAACUUACAAUCUGUUCUUUAGGGUCUUUUAUUGGAUGAACGAUUUGAGUUGCUCGUGGAGUUUGUAUCAGAGGAUGAUGUAUUCUGGGUGCCUGCCUAAUACACAAUCUUGUAUGUUUCUGAUUAGGUUGUUUAGAAAGCAUGAACAAGUGGAGAUGGCACUGCGGUUGUGGAAGGACAUGGUGGAGAAGGGUUUUGGGUCUUAUACUUUGGUAUCUGAUGUGUUGUUUGAUCUGCUUUGUGAUAUGGGGAAGCUGGUAGAAGCGGAGAAAUGCUUCUUGGAGAUGAUAGAAAAGGGUCACAAGCCUAGCAAUGUUUCUUUCAAGAGGAUCAAGGUGCUCAUGGAAUUGGCAAACAAGCAUGAGGCUAUUAAGAACUUGAUAGAAAAGAUGUCUGUUUUUGGGUCUUCAAUCCAACUCUCUGGAGGUGCUCAGAAUCAUACAGAAACAUUAGAUUUAGAUUCACUUAGUGUUAAUCAUGUCAGAACUAACUAAUGAAGCAACCAUGGAGGUACAAUCAUAUUCGAAAAGAGGCUUUUCUAGACAAUCAAGAAGAUACACCAUAUGAAGAUUGAAAAAGCUGUGAAGACUGCCUACAUUUUUCUUCAAGCUCGUGGGUCAUCGGCACAGUUGAUUACCGUAUGUGGACUACCAUUUGACUUGUUAUGUGGACUACCAUUUGACUUGUUUUUUUAUCUAGUUCUAUGACUUGUUAUGUGGAUCUGGUAAUUGGUUUGUUCCGAUUCUGAUAGAUGCUACAGACAUGGCAUUUCCACUGUUAAAUAAAAUUUUAUUCUGGAGGAGCAGUUGAUUCAGCAA
Molecule: messenger RNA, 2039 nt
Organism: Gossypium arboreum
Lineage: Eukaryota; Viridiplantae; Streptophyta; Magnoliopsida; Malvales; Malvaceae
Product: putative pentatricopeptide repeat-containing protein At1g02420
Exons: 1
Coding region: 180-1715 (511 amino acids)
Molecular function (GO): protein binding
Source: RefSeq, a predicted model, not a curated record